Molecule: messenger RNA, 2421 nt
Organism: Rhizoctonia solani
Lineage: Eukaryota; Fungi; Basidiomycota; Agaricomycetes; Cantharellales; Ceratobasidiaceae
Product: Transposon Ty3-I Gag-Pol polyprotein
Exons: 2
Coding region: 1-2421 (806 amino acids)
Biological process (GO): DNA integration
Molecular function (GO): nucleic acid binding
Source: RefSeq, a predicted model, not a curated record
AUGGCAGAAGUGUUCCACGCGAACAUAUUCAGGCUACACGGAAUACCAGAAAUUAUAAUUAGUGAUCGAGACAAGCUAUUUACAUCGAUAUUCUGGCAGACGUUCUAUAGCCUGACUGGUACUGAGAUCAGAUUAUCGUCCGCAUUCCACCCACAAACGGACGGGAUGACGGAACAAUUAAUACAAAGCAUGUCAGGAAUAAUAUGCGUGUGUGUAAACCCGGCCCUGAGGGACUGGGCACUCAAGCUACCCAGCAUAGAGUUUGCAAUCAACUCAGCGAGGUCAGAAACCACGGGAUUCAGUCCGUUUUUGCUGAACUACGGACGCGUACCUAGACCAAUGUUAGUGAGAACCGGGACGGACAUGCACGGCGUGCGCGAAGCAGCGCGUAAUAUCAAAUACGCACUAAUGAUAGCGCACGACGCAAUCAUAGGAGCGCAUGUGAGCCAGAUGGUUGAGUCAAAUCAACACCAAAGGCCAUCACCCUUCAAGCAGGGCAAUCGGGUCUACGUGAGCACAAAGAAUAUGCGCGUACCAAUGGGAAAGCCCCACAAGCUAUUGGCACAAUGGAUCGGGCCGGUAGUAAUUGAUGGAGUGGUAAAAGAAGGAGCCACCUACCAUGUGGAGCUCCUGGAGGACCUCAGGCGGCGCGGGAUCAAGGCAAUAUUCCAUGCGUCGCUACUCAAGCCGCAUAUACCCUACAAGGACCGCAGGUUCCCAGGGAGGAACUACAAGCAAAUCGCAUCGUUGGAAGCCAAUGACAACGAAUGGGCAGUAGAGAAAAUAGUAGGGCAUUGUGGCAAGGGCAGUAACGCGGUGUUUGAGAUAGUGUGGCAAACUGGGGACCGCACUUGGGAAACGUACCGUGUGGUCAGGCACUUAGAAGCACUCAAGCAAUACUUCGAAGCCAUAGGGGUCAAACAAGCUAGGGACCUACCUUGGGCGGAAGGAGGAGACACACCCUAUGAUGAGCUUAGUGAUAGCGGGUCUGAAACCCUGGAGGGCGCAAGCAUACGCGUACUUAAGGAGGGAGACCCAGAGUACAAGCACCUCACCACACCACUGUUGAAUAUCAAGCUCACUGAAUUACUAUCACUAUACAAAAGAUGCCCCACGGCCGACGCCGGCAACGCAGUCGGGACCACGACCGACAACGAGACAAACCACCAGCGUAUCAACAGGACCAGUACGACCAAGUCGAUCCUGGGUUACUGCGGCUGCUCAACACCGUCGCACAGACCAGCCUCGAAACCGUCCAAGCCCGUAACCCCCAAGUACAGCGAAGAGGCCGACGAGGGGGCAUGGGGCCACGCCCAAGAUAUCAGCACCAUUACCCGCACGUUGGUAGAGGGCAGAUGGACCUGUACAAAGGUAUUAUUGGCGUCAGUAUUCCCAAAACGGCCAACUCUAGCAUGGGUGAACGUCAGACUCACAGACUACGCACAGGAAGGCGCUUUAGACGAAGAAGAACUCAACCUAGUGCUAGGCCGAGGAGUAGAUCGUCCACACGUAGCGCCUCGACUGAGCGAGGCCGUAGCCGGUCAACUACCAGGGGAAGGAGCCUCUCCCCCGAGCGGAACGGAAGUGAACGACGAGGAAGAAAGCGAUACCCGAGCCUCUACCCCUUCGAAUUCCCGGAGCGCUAGCCGAUCCAGCUCCGACGACGCUACCGGAUCCGACCGAGAGAGUACCGCUGAACCCACCACUCCGAACGGCGCCGGACCCGAACCAGAGGGGCGCGAUCGGGCUCCAAAUCAACGAUCUGUCGUCGAAGGUAACCCGAGCUAUCAGAACCGUCGAGAACUUGAUAUCAGUGACCGAGACCCUCAACGAGCGCGUCAAGAGGACUCACCAGCGCGUCGUGGACAGGGAGUGGGACAUCAUGGAAGACAUGUCAAGGAUCGUACUACGGGCUCUAAGGAUAGGGGACGAACCAAGGAUCGGCGACGCGAGCUACCCUCAGGAACUACUAAGGCGAGCCUACCCGGUGCCCCCGUACAUGCCGGAGACCACGGAACGAGCGAUCGACGACCUCAUACUGGGGAUCGAGGAACACUGGUCGACAAUCAGGGGGAACAAGGCGACUUUGAGACACUACGUGCUGUCGCGGCUCCCGAAUCCAGCGUCGGAGAAGACGAGGCCGAUUCCAACGACGGAAGUGACGGCGGGCCCGAGCCAUCUGCAACAGAGCGAGACGAUCCAGACGUUAGGGACGCAACCGACCACGUCGCCAAGUGGACGACCCUCGGACCCGACGUCGAGAUGCGCGACGCCGGGAACGGACUCAAGACCCUCGAGCCGGAACAGCCUUGCGUCUCACCACGCAAGCUCGAGCUCAAGCGAUCGUCGGUACGUAGAAGGUCUGAUCGAGUCGAAAGGAAAGGGGAAGGGAAGGGCACCGGAGGAGACGGAGAAAAGUGA